This is a messenger RNA of Perognathus longimembris pacificus (Pacific pocket mouse), 3208 nucleotides long. RefSeq names its product glutamate ionotropic receptor NMDA type subunit 3B (gene Grin3b). Bases 1 to 3084 code for a protein of 1027 amino acids. Gene Ontology annotation, cellular component: plasma membrane; postsynaptic membrane. Gene Ontology annotation, biological process: monoatomic ion transport; synaptic transmission, glutamatergic; ionotropic glutamate receptor signaling pathway. The record is from RefSeq and is a predicted model, not a curated record. Lineage: Eukaryota; Metazoa; Chordata; Mammalia; Rodentia; Heteromyidae. Gene Ontology annotation, molecular function: NMDA glutamate receptor activity; transmitter-gated monoatomic ion channel activity involved in regulation of postsynaptic membrane potential. The transcript has 9 exons.
AUGGAGUUUGUGCGGGUGCUGUGGCUCGGGCUGGCGCUGGCGGUGGCGCUGCGUUGGGGAGCAGCCCGCGGCCACCCGCAGCCGUGCGGCGCCCGGGCCCGCCUGGGGGGCUCCGUGCGCCUGGGCGCCCUGCUGCCCCGCGCGCCCGCCGCCCGCGCCCGCGUCCGGGCUGCCCUCGCCCGGGCCAGCCUGGCACCGCCGCUGCCGCACAACCUCAGUGUGGAGCUGGUGGUCGUCGAGCCCCCCGCCCGGGACCCGGCCUCGCUCGCCCGCGGCUGGUGCCAAAUGCUGGCGGCGCCGGGCGUGGCGGCCCUGCUGGCGUUCCCCGAGGCGCGGCCGGAGCUGCGGCAGCUGCAGUUCCUGGCGGCCGCCACCGAGACGCCGGUGCUCAGCGUGCUGCGGCGGGAGGCACGCGCGCCCCUCGGCGCCCCGAACCCGUUUCACCUGCAACUGGAUUGGACCAGCCCCCUGGAGACGCUGCUGGAUGUGCUGGUGUCCUUGCUGCGGGCGCACACCUGGGAGACCAUCGGCCUGGUCCUCUGCCGUGUCCGGGACCCCAGCAGUCUGGUGACCCUGUGGACAAGCCGGGCAGGCCAGGCCCCAAAGCUGGUGCUGGACUUGAGCAGGCCAGACACGGAAGACACAGCCCUGCACAUGCGCCUGGCCCCGCUGGGGAGCCUGGCAGGAGAGGAAGCCCCAGUGGCCGCAGCUGUCCUCCUCGGCUGUGGCACUGCCCGGAUUGGCCAGGUGCUUGAGGCCGCACCCCUGGGUCCCCGCUGGCUGCUGGGUACCCCACUGCCUGCAGAGGCCCUGCCCACUAUUGGUUUGCCACCCGGCGUGCUAGCGUUGGGUGAGGUGGCCCGACCCCCACUGGAGGCCACGAUUCACGAUGCCGUGGGGCUCAUAACGCAGGCGCUGAGCAGCGUAGCCCAUGUGCAGCCAGAGCACGCCCUGAUCCCGACCACUGUCAGCUGUGAGGAGCUGCCACGGGCGGGACCAGAGUCCUCCGGGAGCUUCCUAGCACGGUUCCUGGCCAACACCUCCUUCCAGGGUCGCACGGGCCCCGUGUGGGUGACAAGUUCAUCCCAAGUGCAUAUAACCCGAAGCUUUAAGGUGUGGAGUCUGCGCAGAGACCCCCGGGGCGCCCCAGCCUGGGCUACGGUGGGCAGCUGGCGGGAUGGGCAGCUGGCCUUGGAGCCUGGGGCUGCUGGUGUCCGUCCCCCAGCCCACCUCGGCGCCCAGACACGGCCCAAGCUCCGUGUGGUGACCCUAGUGGAACAUCCCUUUGUGUUUGUGCGUGAACCCGAUGAAGAUGGGCAGUGCCCGGCAGGGCAGCUGUGCCUGGACCCCGGCACCAAUGACUCAGCCACACUGGAUGCGCUGUUUGCUGCGCUGGCCAAUGGCUCUGUGCCCCGGGCCCUGCGGAAAUGCUGCUACGGCUACUGCAUCGACCUGCUGGAGCGGCUGGCUGAGGACACACCCUUUGACUUUGAGCUGUACAUCGUGGGCGAUGGCAAGUACGGGGCCCUGCGCGAUGGCCGCUGGACCGGCCUGGUGGGCGAUCUGCUGGCUGGCCGGGCCCACAUGGCAGUCACGAGCUUCAGCAUCAACUCAGCCCGCUCUCAGGUGGUGGACUUCACCAGCCCCUUCUUCUCCACCAGCCUGGGCAUCAUGGUGCGCACGCGGGACACCGCCUCGCCCAUCGGGGCCUUCAUGUGGCCGCUGCAUUGGUCCAUGUGGGUGGGCGUCUUCGCCGCCCUGCACCUCACGGCACUGUUCCUCACCCUGUACGAGUGGCGCAGCCCCUACGGCCUCACACCGCGUGGCCGGAACCGGGACACCGUGUUCUCUUACUCCUCGGCUCUCAACCUCUGCUAUGCCAUCCUUUUUGGGCGGACCGUCUCCAGCAAGACACCCAAAUGUCCCACCGGACGCUUCCUCAUGAACCUCUGGGCCAUCUUCUGCCUGCUGGUGCUGUCCAGCUACACAGCUAACCUGGCAGCUGUCAUGGUGGGCGACAAGACCUUUGAGGAGCUCUCGGGAAUCCAUGACCCCAAGCUGCACCACCCGUCACAGGGCUUCCGCUUCGGGACGGUGUGGGAGAGCAGCGCGGAGGCCUACAUCAAGGCGAGCUUCCCGGAGAUGUAUGCGCACAUGAGGCGCCACAGUGCGCCCACCACGCCUGACGGUGUGGCCAUGCUCACGAGCGACCCUCCCAAACUCAACGCCUUCAUCAUGGACAAAUCGCUGCUGGACUACGAGGUGUCCAUCGACGCGGACUGUAAACUGCUGACGGUGGGCAAGCCCUUCGCCAUCGAGGGCUACGGCAUCGGGCUGCCCCAGAACUCGCCGCUCACCUCCAACCUGUCGGAGUUCAUCAGCCGCUACAAAUCCUCGGGCUUCAUCGACCUGCUCCAUGACAAGUGGUACAAGAUGGUGCCCUGUGGGAAGCGGGUUUUCGCCGUGACGGAGACCCUCCAAAUGGGCAUCUACCACUUCUCGGGGCUCUUCGUGCUGCUCUGCCUGGGCCUGGGCAGUGCCCUGCUCAGCUCGCUGGGUGAGCACGUCUUCUACCGCCUGGCGCUGCCCCGCAUCCGCCGCGGUAACCGGCUGCAGUACUGGCUGCACACCAGCCAGAAAAUCCACCGGGCGCUGAACCCGGGGCUGCCGGAGGGACAGCAGGAGAGGCUGGAGCCGGAGCCCAGUGGAACCGAGGAGCCGCGGCAGGACAGCCCGCUGGACCCCGAGGGGCCGGGCCGCUGGAAACGUGUGCGCCGGGCCGUGGGCAAGGAGCGCCGGGUGCGCUUCCUGCUCGAGCCGGGGGCUGCGGCCGGGGACGCGGAGGCCCGUGCGGAGCCCCAGCCAACAGCAGGUCCCGCAUGGCCGUGCUCCAACGGGAGGCCGGCGGCCCCGCACGCGGCCGAGCUGGAGGCGCUGGCGAGGCACAUCGAGGAGGUGCGGGAGCGGCUCCGCCAGGCCCUGCUGCGGCGCGGGGAGCUGCGGGCCCAGCUCGGGGACAGCGCCCGCCACCGUCCGCUGCGCCUGCUGCAGGCGGCGGCAGGGAGCCCGGAAGAGGCGCAGUGAUAGAGCCAAGGUCAAGGGCGGGCAGGCCGGCCCAGCGCACGCAGACCGCACCCCGUCCACAGACAGUUUAUUCUAUAUACAAACAACUUCCAACACCGCAAUUAAAUAGAAUGGAAUGAGCAAU